Messenger RNA from Cheilinus undulatus (humphead wrasse), 8239 nucleotides. RefSeq names its product ataxin 1-like (gene atxn1l). The record is from RefSeq and is a predicted model, not a curated record. The transcript is spliced from 3 exons. Lineage: Eukaryota; Metazoa; Chordata; Actinopteri; Labriformes; Labridae. Gene Ontology annotation, biological process: anatomical structure development; regulation of DNA-templated transcription. Bases 234 to 2714 code for a protein of 826 amino acids. Gene Ontology annotation, cellular component: nucleus. Gene Ontology annotation, molecular function: RNA binding; protein binding.
CCUCUGCUGGCCUUCGAGAUGGGCUCGACUCCCUAGCCUUGAUUUCUUCAAUUGUCCCUCUGCAUAUCAACUUUUCUAUCAAGGAAACCCAGUUCGCAAUGACAUUUGGAGGUGAAUCGGUAGAUGAGGUGAACCAGGUGUUUUUAGAACUGGUUUCUGUGCAGGCUGACUUGCUUGCAAGUUUCAGUUCCUGUGCAGUACAGUAAAGCCACCAGGUUGAUCAGAGGAUUGCAAUGAAACAAGCUCAGGAGCGUAACCAGGAGUGCCUACCUCCUAAGAAGAGGGACCUUCCUGUUAGUAACAGCAGUGGAGCUGGAGGGACAGGGGGAGGUGUCGCUGCAGGAGGAGGGGCUACUGGCAGUGGUGCCAGUGGCGGUGCUGUAGAAGAUGAAGUUGUUUCUAUUCAGAACUCUGCAGCCAACAGUGAUGCUCAGGGAGGGACUCCAUCUGCAGAGUGGCUGCGAGCUCAGCCAGGGCUUCAUUAUGGAGUGGAUAAUUCUGAAAGCUUACCAGCGGUGUCUGUUGACCAGUACAGCAUGCUCUACAAAGUGGCACUUCCAUCGCCUACCAGUCUGCACCCUGUUUUGAGCCAUAUCUCUCCAGCCUACACUGUACACUCACCUCUCCUGCAGCACCCAGGCCUUCCCUAUCCUCCUCUUGGAUAUGCCCAGAUCCCUCAUUCAUCUCUCCAGUUUGUUAGUUCCCCUUAUGCAGCAGUACCUUAUGCUCUCCCCCCUGGCUUUGUCCCAGGGUCAUUAAUCUCUCCCUCAGGCACCAUUCCUCAGCCCCAUGCUGUAUCCCACCUUGUUCCCUAUCCAUCUGUCAUACAGGAAGGUGUCGUUUCCCCACCUCCCCAGGCCCAGGUAGCUUCUCAUACCUUUGCCAAAGUUGCAGUACCCAGCAGUGUCCCACUGAUGCUGCCUUCAGAGCAAGCUGCCCAGCAGCACCUUGGCACUGUUGGGGUCCUGCCUGCAACAGACGUCGGCUCUCGAGGGAUGCCAGUCUUCUAUCAUCCGCAGGGCACCAGGGCUGCCACUGCAACCAGAGACCCCCUCAGUGGCCAGCAGGAGAAUGAACCAGAGAUGAAUGGAGGCGAUAAAGAGCAGGGAGCCAGGGAGAUUGUUGUUGUGGAUCCAGCCUACACUGCUAGAAACUCUCGUCUGCUGCAGGUGGCAUCCAGCUCUGCAGCACAGGAGCACAGCCAAGACAGAGGCCUGCAGAACAGGAGGCAGGAGGGAAGGAGUUCACCAGGCCAGCGCAGCACUCCAGACAGUGACCUGGAGGUGCAACAGGUGGUUGGUCGAUUGGCUUCUUCAAGCCAAAGUGGUGGAGUGAGAAAAGAGGUCUCCUUUGCACCCUUAAACCUCUCUCAGGGUGCUCAGAGAGAGCACAGGCACGGGGAGAACACAGGCCUAGUUUCGAGCCGGACUGCGUACACAGCCCAGCCUUUGGGUUACAGUGACCCCAGAGUGGCAGGUGUCCAGCCCCAAUCAGGGCAGCAAGGCCAUGCCGUCAUGCUGGCCAAUGGGCAACCAGUCCUUAUUCCCCUGGAGUAUCACCUGCCACAUCAGCCCCAACCGACACAGCAACACUAUCCAGGACAGGCUAACGAUGCGUCAGCUAGCCAUGCCUCCACCACCUUGGCCUCCUCUAAUCCAAGCUUUAAAGCCACAGAUUCUACAGCCAGAGUGUGCCUCCCUGAGAGGGCAGAGCAGACCCCAGCUCAGCAGCCACCCCCACAGCAGCAGCCUCCUGUCCAGCCUGCAGCAGAUGUAACUCAGGCCUUAGCUUCAAGCCUCACUCCUGCCCCAGCUCCCUGCAACCCAUCACAUUUCAUGAAGGGGGCAAUUAUCCAACUGGCCACAGGGGAGCUGAAGCGCGUGGAGGACCUGCAGACUCAGGACUUUGUGCGGAGUGCCGAGGUGAGUGGAGGGCUUAAGAUUGACUCCAGCAUGGUUGUGGACAUAAGAGCCAGCCAGCAGAGACCCGGCCUUGUGUCGCUUCACUUUACUGUUGGGGAGCAGCAGAGCAAAGUGACCAUCGACGUGCCCCCAGAGCAUCCCUUCUUCGUGUUUGGCCAGGGCUGGUCAUCCUGCAGCCCUGAACGCACAGCCCAACUCUACGGCCUGGCCUGCCAUCAUCUGCAGGUAGGAGACGUUUGCGUAUCCAUCACCUUGCAGCAGCAGCUUCAGCCACAGCAGCAGAAACAACCACAACACCAUCAUCCACAGCAACAGAACCUGCCCAGGACUUUUAGCAAAACAAAUGCUACAUCAGGACCUGGUCACCAGCUCAUGGGUCCACCUGCUCCUCAGCAGACUCGGCCUACAUCUCAUUUCAGGCUGGACCGAAUCCACCGAGAAAGACAGAGGGAGGGAGACAAAGAUGUGGUUGAUAAGGAUGACGCUGCACCUUUUGGGAUUGUUGGGCAAAUUGAGUCACCCAUCAGACCCAGUAGGACCUCAGCAGAGCAUCCAAGGAGCCAGAGUAGUUUCCACUUGCACACAGAAGGCUCUGCUUUUGCAGGGGCAGGGAUGGCAGCAAUGCAGGCUUCUCAAAGGCGCUGGUCCUCACCUGCCCUCCAAAGAUACAAUAUGAAGGGAGACGAAGGUCCACCACGCCCUCAAAUUAGCACCUCCGGCCACACAAGGCCUUCUUUUAUCCCCCAGGAGGUCAAACUGUCCAUUGAGGGGCGCUCUAAUGCAGGGAAGUAGCAUCAUAAUUGGUAGCAAUUAUAAAAGAGACUGCCACAAGUAAGAAUGAGUCUGACAAGGAGAGAAAGAGGAAAAAAUUGUGCGAAUGUAGCCUCAGAAUGUUUGAGAUUUUGCACACCUAAAAUGUAAAAACCAUAAGAUCUGUGUAUAUCAGGAGAGAAGUUGUGGUGUGGUUUGGUUGUCCCUUCGCCAAAGGAUACAAGGCUGUGCUCUCCCAGCCAACUGAGGUCUGACAGGGAUGUGAAGAGCUGAGUAGAAAGUAUGUAGCUGUUGAAAUUCCUACCAUAGUCCUUACACACUGCAUUUCUCUUACUCCCUCUCUCUUUUGGUCACUUCCUCAUUUCUAUACUUAGAGGUGACCUUAUAGAAAUCUGUUGCUAACUAACUGUCUCUUUGGACGACCACAGACCACAAAAAAAGGUGCUUUAAGCACAACAAAGCUACCAACUCUGCAGGUUCUGAUGUAUUUAAAAGAUCACAGCUUUUGAUCUUUAAUUCCUAAGAAGUUGUAUCCUUAAAAAAAGCAUUUAUCCAAAAAACAGAGUACAGGUGCAGACCUCAGCAGCUCUUACAGUGAUUUGUUGGCACUGUUGAUGCUAACAGUCAGUACGUUACACUGCGCCUCUUCAGCAGGAGCCUAAAACCUCUUUUGUAAGCAGAGAUCCUCUCUCGUUCAGCAUAGGAUGGGAUCCUCUCUCAGGCCAAGCGUGGCAUGUCCUCCUUGUCUUACAAUCAAAGAUAGUAAAAAUCAAUCAGCCUGUCUGUGCAUCAAUCCGUUUCAUAUUAAAAACCACCAUGAUAUAUAUGCCACAUGAUGGAAGAUGGCUUAGUUCUUUGUGAUAACUAGAAACAUGUUGCAUUCCAGUAUCAUCAAUAAGAACCGCCAUCACUUCAUAAAAUAAUUGUCCCACCCACCUCCUCACUUCACCUCAGUUUUCCAAACCAGACUGGAGACUAUUUGAAUUUGAAAGGCAUGUUAGACUGAGGCGGAGGCACUGGCUGGUCAUCACCAAAGCCUCCUGGAGGAGACAUAUUCCCUCUUCACAUCAUGUGCUACAAGCCAUUUUAGCCUAAAGAAUAGAAGGGAGAUUGAGUCAGUGAUGGAGCACUGUCUUCAUCCUGAAGUUGUUCCUUUUUCCUCAGUUACCAAAUGAAAGCAAUAGUUUAUUCUCCCCCAAGAAUCUCCCUGUUUGUUGGCUUUUAUAUAUCUCUUUACUUCAGAAGUGGGCGAUCUGACCCUCUUUAAUCCCCCAUUUUAAAGGUGAUGCUAUAUUUUUACGCUCAUUUUCUUUAAGUGUUUUCUACACAAGCAAAACAUGCAUUCGUCAGAAUACUCAAGAAAUCUUUGAAGGUCAAAUCGCUUUUUAAUUCUGCAUCUCACUGAUGAUAUUUUAUUUGAUGUAGAUUGACUCAAAUGCAUCUCCAAGGCAGGCGUGACUUUAAUUGUUGUAAUCACCUCUGUCCCGUCUUUUUGUUUAAAAGUCUUCUAGUUUUUCCAGCGAAUCUUAUGAUUGUCUUGUGUUGCACAUAAAAAUGUCUCAUUUACUUCACACUGACCUGCUUAUAGGAAUCACAAUAUAGUAGAUGUCUUUUUUUAAUGAAGGGAAUAUUUCUGAAGUAUUGUUUGAGGUGUCGGGUGUUAAGAGAGAGAGAAAAAACUGACGUGCAUUUUUAACUCUGUUUACAAAUCAGCCAACAUGAAUGCUGCAGUUUCCUCCUCUUGACAGAUGUUUACUUCUGUCAGUGAAAUCCAAAAAUUCAAAAGGGUAAAGUUUAAAAUAAGUGCAAUUAGACCAUACAUAGAAUCAUGUGUAGGUUUAUAAUCAGAAAGCAUUCCUCACACAGACAUUCCCAUUAAAGCGUACAUUACAUAGUACCUUUUUACCAUCUUUUGACUGAUCUCUGGGGGAAAAAAAAACAUUUGAUAAUUCUAUGCAUUACCUGAUGGAUUUUUAUUUCCAUUUAAUCUGCUGAGAAAGUUACUUUCAUGGUUGUCAGAUCUGUGUCCGACUAAUGUGUUGGCGUUUUACCCCCAGCACUGUCUGUGACCCCUCCUUUUUCACCUGGUGGGGCAUUGUAGACUCUUAUCCUCUGACGCUGUCAUUAUUAGCUGAUUUAAUGGAGAGAUUGACCUUUUUUCAAGUCUUGUUUCAAACAGUUCUCACCUUCCCAUCAAAGGUUGAUGGGGAGAAAGACCCUGCUUCUGCCCAGUAUCAACAUGGGAUUUAAGUGCUCAGUUUACAAGUGGACAGUUCUUGUGUAAGAGUUUGCACACUUUUUAUAACAGUGUGUCCAUUUUGUUUGCCUGCUGCAUAUGCAGAUAAAAACCAAUAUGUUAUUUACAUUGUACUGAACCAGUUAGUUCGACAGUGAUAUCCUAGUUUUCAACAGUGCAGAUGAUGCACUUAGGGUCAAUGCUGUUAGUGGUCCAGGACUCGUUAGCAUUCAUACUACCAAAUGAAUGUGGACUAUAGCUCUAAGAAGGCUACCUCUAUAUUUGGCCUGAGUGCUGAAUGUGAGGCAGAUAACUGAUAUUUGGAAUCUAGAUGCAUUUGUGGCGAGCAAAAUGUAUUUGAAAUGACACAAGUUAAAUUGCAUGAUCAAAAAAUAAAAAUUAAACCAUUUAGCACAAGAAAUAGUACAGAGCAACACAGCAGCAGCAGAAAAAAAAGGAAGUGAUGCCAUAUGCCAUAGGUUUUUGAUUCAUUGAUUAUAUUGGUUAUUGGUAAAACUAAAUGCUUAUACAGAUAAUGAGCCAAAUAUCAGCCUCAAUAACUGGCAACGUGGGUAUUGAUUAACAGUCCUAGUCCUCAUUGAUCCCAAUAUUUAUAUUUUUAUAUAAUAUAAAAUGUUUGAAGUGGCCAUGCAUUCUGUAUAUACCAGUGAUGACUGAGUAGAAGCAUUUUAUUUAUUUUAAAUUGCAAAGAAAAACAAGUUUCCCCUACAGUGAAAUGUCAAAACCACAUUUCCUUUUCUUGAAGUUACGUUUGAACACAUCCUGACUUUUUUUAACCUGAUAGUCAUUUUACUGACUUGACCUCAAACACAUGAUGUAACGAUAUGUUACUGCUAGUUAACUAGCUUUUUUUUCUUUCUGAAUAUAACACUGACUUACCCAACUAAAUUGAUAUUUUUAACUAACAGGACUUCCUACAAAGUUUGGUUGAUUCCACCCCGGCUGCUUUGAGUGUAGGAGGUUGACUGAUCCACAGCAGCUGCAGAGCUCACAGCUUUUUAAAAGUCAGUUGAAGGUGCUUUUUGGUUUAAUUUGAUUCCCAGUGCUUACUCUAUAGAAGCAGUGUGAGCCGUCAGUUUUCUUACUAAAUGUACUUUGACCCUUGCAUAAAAAAAUGAAAUGAUUACAAUAAUUUUGCAGCUCAUUUUUACUGUAUUAAGGGACUUGAAAAGAUGUGAAUCUAUCCUUUAAAAUCAUUUGCAAUUAGAAAUUGGCAUUCAGUCAUUAAUUUUCGUUCACACAAGAUCACAUACUCUUGCUGUAUAUGUUUCAUGCUGUAAGCAAUAUAUCUAAUCCUGACAACGUUUCACCUAGUCUUUGAUGCACGGUAGUCUUGGCGUUUUCUAUGCAGUAAACUCACAGUAUUGUAACUUCGUUGUCUUAAGUACAGCUCUGAGGCAGGUUGGCUGAUGCAGUCGUUUUUACAGUUGUUUAAAAUGAUCUUUUUUAACAGGAAAAGUCACACCAGUAUUUUUAAUGGUAGUUUUGCUUGUUUUACUUCUUACUCAGUGGUCCCUCUCAUCCUGCUCAGAGCCUCCCUGCUGAGUCUCAGAUCUGUAUACUUUUAUUUUUCCAUGCGAUGCCACACAGUCAAGAGCCAAACCAUUCAAGAUGAGUGUCAAUCAGAUUUUGCAAGUUUGUUCUGAAGUGUUUUGGCACAAUCGCCAAGCAGCUUCAGCCUUGUAUUCUAGGUCAACAUGCAUUUAGGCUUUAAUGGUGCAAACCUGUGCCACCUGUGACUUUACCUCUUUUUCAUCCUCACAGAAAACACCUUCCUGUGCUAUCAUGAGCCUUUGUGUUUCUGCCCAUGUUUCACAGGAAAAUACUAACCAAGAUGUCACAUGAAUCUUCUUCACAUCACUGAUAGUCUGUUGCUGUAAGUAAUUGCACUAAACGCCCUCUUUUACAGUGUUUUUAGAUGAAAACUGUUGGUAAAUUGAAGAGUUUAACAUGUUAAAGCACACAAACUCAUUGAGGAAUCACAGUUUGUGUGUUUCUGUAGAUAGUUUUUUUGGGGGGGGGGGUUAUAGAUAGCUUUGAUGAUGCUUGUCGAUAAUGCCUUAAAUUCUGCUUUGUACAAUGUGUGAAAUAAUGGAAUAAUGCUUCUGGUAGACUUGGUGUUCCCUCUUCAGGCUGUUCAAGAGCGAAUCAGAAAUGUCAAGCCCAACGGCAAUUUUUUCAUGAUUUAUUCCGUUAUAUUUUGAUACACUUUUUCUGCUAAUAACAACCUUUAACUGUUAUUUUUAAUGUGUGGAAGUGAAGUAAAUGGAAGCUCUUCUCUGCACUUUUUUUUUUUUUAACAAGACGAUGCCAAGAGUGUCUGCAACGGAGGGCAGUCCAUUAAGUCCACACAGACAGCCAGACAUGCACACGUCGGUUGUUUUAUUGUUGUUGCACAAGAUCAGUAGGUUUUUUUGUAUCCCUUGCAUUAAUGGAUUGUGUGUGGUGUCUGGUGCUUUGUCUAAUGGUCUCUGGAAAGUGUGUUUGAGUAAAUGGAGACAGACGAGCAGCAUAAAUCAGAAAGCUUUCCAUGGAUGGUAAUGCAAUGGCUUGUUUUGUUUCGUGAUGUUGACAGUGAGGAUGUUUUUUUGUGAACUACUUCCUGUUGUUUGAUCCCAAAAUGAAAGGUGAACUUGGGAUGGUUUCAGCGUUGCUGAUGUCAUAUUAAAUCAGGAGAAUGAGAACGGUUAAAAGUUUUAAAGAAGUCUGUGUGUUUUCAGAUUUGUACUUUUUUUCGGCACAAUGGUGACUGCUUUUUAUGUGACAUGUAACUAUUCACAAAACAAAAACAAAAAACAGCAUCUUUUUUUUAAACAUGCCUAAAUCUGCAAAAUAUAUGCAAUGAUGUAAAUGUAACAUUCAAUCCUCAAGUAUAAUCCAGGUUGUAUGAACUUUGUAUAGUGAGUUUUAAUAUUGUAUGGCCGUACCAAUAUGUAUUGAUCUUUAUCAGAAGCCUUAGAGUUGUCGACCGAAAGUGCUCCCUUAGAAUACCCUACACCUACCUGACUUUAACAAAGCAUUAAUAUCUCUAUUUUGUUGCAUUCUUAUUUGUACCGUUUUUGAAUAAAAUAGAUUUGUACUGUAUAUUUGUACCUCUCUGUGAACUACUUAGGGCGGUUUUAUGUUUUUGUUUUGUUUUGCUGUUUUAAUUUCUAUGUACUUUAAGGACACAAAGAUAUUGUAUUUUUAUUGUUACAGCUAACUUGGAGACAUUGCAUUUAUCAUGUUUGUUAAGUAAACACAAUAUAUAAUAUAUAUAUACAAAUAUAAAUAUAAACUAUUAUCCAAC